Annulohypoxylon truncatum is the source of this 1779-nucleotide messenger RNA. RefSeq names its product WD40 repeat-like protein. NCBI's taxonomy places the organism in Eukaryota, Fungi, Ascomycota, Sordariomycetes, Xylariales, Hypoxylaceae. Gene Ontology annotation, molecular function: protein binding; U4 snRNA binding; U6 snRNA binding. Gene Ontology annotation, cellular component: U4/U6 x U5 tri-snRNP complex. The coding region runs from base 138 to 1697 and encodes 519 amino acids. The transcript has 2 exons. Gene Ontology annotation, biological process: mRNA splicing, via spliceosome. The record is from RefSeq and is a predicted model, not a curated record.
AAAAAGCUGCAUCCAUCAAUGAUCCUAUCAAAAGUUUCUCUACUUCAGGUUUGGGAUAUACCAUAAAAUCCGCCAACUGAAUAUACAAACAUCGCCAUAAUAGAAGAAAUUUCAAUUCGUGAUCAAGAUUGCCCACCAUGAUGCACCCGUCGCGGCAAGCGUAUGUGGAGGAAGCAGAAGAGGAUCAUGGUAUGACCUUAGAUCAGGUUCCAGAAGAUCGCGACUAUGAAAUUCCCUCAGCCUCCGCCGGCAUUGCGCCUGAAAAAGCGUCGGCCAUACUGUCACAAUUUGAGCGAAAGAGACGAGCUGCGACAAUGGCAGUACCAACAGACGACGGCCGGGUACGCGCCAAACUACGAGAGCUUGGAGAGCCCAUCACUUUAUUCGGCGAAGGUCCGGCGGAUCGACGAGAUAGGUUAAGAGAGCUUUUGACUUUGCAAGCAGAGCAGGCACCAGGAGAAUCGCCCGAUGUAGAUAUGGAGGAUGCUCCAGAGGAGGGUCAGGAAGACCAGGAAGAAGAGUUCUAUACAAUGGGCAGCGAUGAAUUAUUAAAGGCGCGACAAGAUAUUGCUAGGUUCUCUCUACCCCGGGCGAAACGAAGGUUGGCAUUCCAGAAAGAGGAGGCAUCGAUUCCUUUACGGGCACACGUCAAGUUUCGCAAACAGAUCAAAGAGCGCUUACAAGCGUUUGAGCUUCAAGGCUCCCAGACGGCAGGAGAUCGAAAUGUUAGCAUGACGAGGAUAUCCCCUAACGGCGGACUUGUUGCUGCAGGAAACUGGGGAGGUUCUAUUAAGCUGAUCGAAAUACCAACGCUACAAGAGAAGAUGACGUUACGGGGGCAUACAAACAGGGUGAGCGGUAUCUCCUGGUUCCCCGGCUCAACGCUUCCCGAGAAUAAUGUGUCGUCAGACACAGUCAACCUCGCCUCAGGCGGUGCCGAAGGCCAAGUAAAUCUUUGGUCUCUGAAUAAAGAUACGCCACUCUCGACGCUUGAAGGACACGGCCAGAGAGUAUGUCGAGUUGAAUUCCACCCUUCUGGCCGAUAUCUUGCGUCGGCUUCAGAAGACACUACGUGGCGCUUAUGGGAUGUUGAGUCGACUACUGAAUUACUAUUGCAAGAAGGUCAUUCAAGAGGUGUAUUCGCUAUUAGUUUCAACACGGACGGAUCACUACUAGCUAGUGGAGGCCUAGACAGCAUUGGCAGGAUAUGGGAUUUGAGAUCUGGAAGAACAGUCAUGAUCUUAGAUGGUCAUGGGGAUGGACACAUCAAGCCCAUCCAUGGCCUUGACUGGGGCUCAGACGGCUAUCGAGUCCUUAGUGGUUCAGCAGAUGGUUGGAUCAAGUGCUGGGAUGUAAGAAAAGUCCAGAGAACAGGUGGCAUCGGAGCUCAUACUAGUGCGGUCUCGGAUCUCAGGUGGUAUAAGGGGUUAGAUGACCCCCUUACUGGCAUUGCUCCAGGGCUCGACGAAAAGGGGAACCAGCUUCCUAAGAAGUCAAGCACGUUUUUUGCUUCUAGCGGUUUCGACCGCAAGGUCAACGUCUUUUCUGCCGACGACUGGACCCUGAUACAGACUUUAGAAGGGCAUACAGGACCAGUUGCAAGUGUGGAUAUUAGUAGAGAUGGGAGAUGGAUUGUUAGUGGCGGACACGAUAGAACCGUGAAACUGUGGGGCAGGAAUGAUGGUGAGGGAGUCUGAUAGAAGAUACAUGACAACGUAAAAGUCACAAGUGAAGGGAUAGCAACAACUCGGAAGAUACCCAAUAUAUUUAGUUGCUGUG